Fusarium odoratissimum NRRL 54006 is the source of this 702-nucleotide messenger RNA. RefSeq lists its product as uncharacterized. The coding region runs from base 1 to 702 and encodes 233 amino acids. The transcript has a single exon. The record is from RefSeq and is a predicted model, not a curated record. Gene Ontology annotation, molecular function: protein binding. Lineage: Eukaryota; Fungi; Ascomycota; Sordariomycetes; Hypocreales; Nectriaceae.
AUGGCUCCCAUCUCUGUACCCAACACUAACUCGGUGACAGGUCCCUCUAGCAUCACACAAAACAUAAAAGUCAGCAGGAGCGAGCUUCUUCAUACCUGCUUCUACAACAGAACCAAAUACUACUUUCCGACGCUCGAUCCCAAAGCCCAUGAAUUCUCCCAGGAAGUCCGCAGGUUCUUCUCCCGCUGCUAUAAAACUCAAACUCCAAACCUUGGUGUUCUGGCCCGCCUGCCUCAAGAUCUCCUCGAAGAAAUCGUAUUGCAUCUGGACAUUGACUCUUUUCGCCGGUUUAGACAAGUCAGUCGCCGGGCGCGGUACCUCUCAACUGCUAUCACCAUCUACCAGCGUGUUCUGCGCUACGCCCCAGAUGCGCCCAACGCUUUGAGAAGAACAGAUCUUAGCGGCUAUGUCUCGUAUUCAGAUGUCUACACUGCACUCACGACGUCAAAGUGUACUUUCUGCGGACAGUUCGGCGAAUUCAUGUUCCUUUCGACUGCUAAGCGAUGCUGUUUCGAGUGGCUUCGUGCAUCACCGGAGACAGCUCUCGUCAACCAAGCAUGCAUCAGCAGGAGGGAACAAUGGAAGGAUUUAUACACCGAACACACUGAGGAUCUUGCCGAAGCCUUGAAGUCAAUGGAUGUGCGUCUUUCAAGACUCAUAAAUGGGAUGAUCAGAAAAUGUCAAAGACUCGUGGCGUUCUAG